This is a messenger RNA of Dreissena polymorpha, 660 nucleotides long. RefSeq names its product trypsin-3-like. Lineage: Eukaryota; Metazoa; Mollusca; Bivalvia; Myida; Dreissenidae. The record is from RefSeq and is a predicted model, not a curated record. Gene Ontology annotation, biological process: proteolysis. Gene Ontology annotation, molecular function: serine-type endopeptidase activity. The coding region runs from base 187 to 660 and encodes 157 amino acids. The transcript is spliced from 3 exons.
UAUUGUUGCAUUAGUUCUCUCUACGCUGCCUAUGUCGGUAUCCACAACAAAAAGUGUAAGGUAGUUUAGUCAUCCGUGAGUGUGACACAUCUUUUUUAAAUCAACACUAAGUUGGUUCACGUGAAACAAUAGCAAAAUGGUUGCAUAGGAAAAUUACUGUGAUGUGAUUUUACAAAAUCGAAACAAAUGAAAAAUAUAUCUGUACCCGUACAAUAUUACUUUUCGUUUCGUAACUGCAUCGACCUUAGCACAACACGCAUGCCGAAUUGGGAAUGUUUAUUCAUGUACAUGAAUAUGAUUGUAAUACAUGUCUGCAGUGGUCCUGCGAUAGAAGGCUGGGGAAACAAAGACAACUUGCGCGUGGUGCUCAGGGAACACGUACAAGGCCGAGAUGAAGGCACAGAGCAGUACCUCAAAAUGGAAAAGAUAGUGUCACACCCCACGUACUUGCUUGCUCAGAAUGAGGGGUUGCCCUAUGAUAUAGCCCUUGUUAAGUUGAGCCGUCCCGCUUACAUGUCCGAGUACGUGAACACCAUCUGCAUUGAGCCCAACUACGCCGCGCCCGAUCUCAGCCACUGCGUCACUGCGGGCUGGAGAAGGUUAUUCGAAGGAUUCAAAAAGUUCUUCGUAGUCAGUACAAAGAAACGAGCAUCGGAGUAG